AUGGAUCUUCCUAGUCUCGCUGUUAUACUCCAAGCUGCUCUCAGUCCUAAUCCGGAUGAACGGAAAGCUGCUGAACAUAACUUGAAUCAGUUCCAGUAUGCGCCUCAGCAUCUGGUGAGGUUGUUGCAAAUCAUUGUUGAUAACAACUGUGACAUGGGUGUACGACAAAAUGCUAGUAUUCAUUUCAAGAACUUUAUUGCAAAGAACUGGUCUCCUGAUUCUGAUUCUGAUACCCAACAAAAGAUAUUGCAGAGUGAUAAAGACUUGGUGAGGGAUCACAUUCUCAUGUUUGUAACUCAAGUUCCUCCUUUGUUGAGGGUACAGCUUGGUGAAUGCCUGAAAACAAUUAUACAUGCUGACUACCCCGAACAGUGGCCUCAUCUUCUUGAUUGGGUGAAGCAUAACCUACAGGAUCAGCAAGUCUAUGGUGCCUUAUUUGUGCUACGGAUUCUGUCUAGAAAAUAUGAGUUCAAAUCAGAUGAGGAGAGGACACCAGUUUAUCGCAUUGUCGAUGAAACAUUUCCUCACCUUCUUAAUAUAUUUAACAGGCUUAUCCAGAUUGUUAAUCCAUCACUGGAAGUAGCAGAUUUAAUCAAGCUUAUCUGUAAAAUAUUCUGGUCCUCCAUAUAUUUGGAGAUUCCAAAACUGCUGUUUGAUCAAAACAUCUUCAAUGCUUGGAUGAUACUUUUUCUGAAUGUAUUGGAGAGACCUGUGCCUUCUGAAGGUGAGCCUGUUGAUCCUGAUCUUAGAAAGUCAUGGGGUUGGUGGAAGGUCAAGAAAUGGACAGUUCAUAUUCUAAAUAGGCUCUACACUCGUUUUGGAGACCUGAAGCUACAAAAUCCUGAAACCAGAGCUUUUGCUCAAAUGUUCCAGAAGCACUAUGCAGGGAAGAUUUUGGAAUGCCACUUGAACCUGUUAAAUAUCAUUCGUGUAGGGGGCUAUUUACCUGACAGAGUUAUCAACUUGAUUCUUCAAUAUCUAAGUAACAGUAUUUCAAGAAACAGCAUGUAUGCUUUGCUGCAACCUCGCCUUGAUGUCCUACUAUUUGAAAUAGUAUUCCCCCUUAUGUGCUUUAGUGACAAUGAUCAAAAGCUUUGGGAAGAAGAUCCACAUGAAUAUGUAAGGAAAGGCUAUGACAUAAUUGAAGAUUUGUAUAGUCCUAGGACUGCUUCCAUGGAUUUUGUGAGCGAGUUGGUUCGGAAACGUGGAAAAGAAAAUCUUCACAAGUUUAUUCAAUUCAUAGUUGAAAUUUUCAGAAGGUAUGAUGAAGCCUCUAUAGAAUUCAAGCCAUACAGGCAAAAAGAUGGUGCACUUCUUGCUAUUGGGGCACUUUGUGACAAAUUGAAGCAGACCGAGCCUUACAAAUCUGAACUUGAGCGCAUGCUAGUGCAACAUGUCUUUCCUGAGUUCAACAGUCCUGUUGGCCACCUUAGAGCUAAGGCAGCAUGGGUUGCAGGUCAGUAUGCCCAUAUUAGCUUCUCAGAUCAGAACAAUUUCCGGAAGGCAUUGCAGUGUGUUGUAUCCAGAAUGCAAGAUUCUGAACUUCCUGUGCGCGUUGAUUCUGUUUUUGCCUUGCGCUCUUUCAUUGAAGCAUGCAAAGAUCUGAAUGAAAUCCGUCCCAUUCUUCCUCAACUUCUUGAUGAGUUUUUCAAACUUAUGAAUGAGGUUGAGAAUGAAGACCUUGUAUUUACUUUGGAGACUAUUGUGGACAAGUUUGGAGAAGAGAUGGCACCUUAUGCACUAGGACUAUGUCAAAAUUUGGCUGCUGCAUUUUGGAGGUGUAUGAACUCUGCAGAAGCUGAUGAUGAAGCUGAUGAUCCAGGCGCUCUGGCCGCAGUUGGUUGCUUGCGUGCUAUUAGCACAAUCCUUGAAUCAGUGAGCAGGCUUCCUCAUCUUUUUGUGCAAGUUGAGCCAACUUUGCUUCCUAUAAUGCAAAGAAUGUUAACAACAGAUGGUCAAGAGGUUUUCGAAGAAGUUUUGGAGAUUGUGUCAUAUAUGACGUUUUUCUCUCCAUCAAUAUCUUUGGAGAUGUGGACUCUUUGGCCAGUGAUGAUGGAAGCACUGGCAGAUUGGGCAAUUGAUUUUUUCCCAAAUAUUUUAGUUCCUUUGGACAACUAUAUUUCAAGAGGAACUGCUCAUUUCCUUACUUGCAAAGAUCCUGACUAUCAACAAAGUCUAUGGAACAUGGUUUCAUCUAUUAUGGCGGAUAAAAAUAUGGAGGAUAACGAUAUUGUGCCAGCUCCAAAGCUUAUCGAAGUUGUCUUCCAGAAUUGUAGAGGACAGGUGGAUCACUGGGUGGAGCCAUAUCUCAGAAUUACAGUUGAACGCUUGAACCGGACUCAAAAGUCAUAUUUGAAAUGUCUUUUCAUGCAAUUGAUUGCAGAUGCUCUUUACUACAAUGCAGCACUGACUCUCAGCAUAUUGCAAAAGUUGGGUGUCGCCUCUGAAUUCUUCCACCUUUGGUUUCAUUUGUUGGGACAAGUCAAAAAGAGUGGUUUGCGUGCUAAUUUCAAAAGGGAACACGAGAAGAAAGUGUGCUGCCUUGGUUUAAUUUCAUUGCUGGCACUUCCAGCUGAUCAAUUGCCCGGGGAGGCUCUGGGCCGUGUAUUUCGGGCCACACUUGAUCUUCUAAUUGCUUACAAGGAUCAAAUUGCAGAAUCUGCAAAGGAGGAAGAAGCUGAAGAUGAUGAUGAUAUGGAUGGCUUUCAAACUGAUGACGAAGACGAGGAUGGCAGUGGUUUUGAUAAAGAAAUGGGUGUUGAUGGUGAAGAUGGGGAUGAAGCUGAUAAUAUCACACUUAGAAAGUUGGCUGAACAGGCAAAGUCAUUCCGGCCUGCUGAUGACGACGACGAUGAUUCAGAUGACGAUUACAGUGACGAUGAGGAGUUGCAGUCCCCAAUUGAUGAGGUGGAUCCUUUUAUUUUCUUUGUGGAUACGAUGAAAGUUGUACAAUUAUCAGACCCAUUGAGGUUUGAGAGUCUCACCCAAUCACUUGAGUUCAACUAUCAAGCUCUUGCUAAUGGUGUUGCCCAGCAUGCUGAGCAGAGAAGGGUAGAAAUUGAAAAGGAAAAACUAGAGAAGGCAUCAGCUGCCACACCACCUUCUUAA
Messenger RNA from Lathyrus sativus (Indian pea), 3108 nucleotides. NCBI's taxonomy places the organism in Eukaryota, Viridiplantae, Streptophyta, Magnoliopsida, Fabales, Fabaceae. The record is from the annotation of a GenBank genome assembly.